Callithrix jacchus (white-tufted-ear marmoset) is the source of this 3176-nucleotide messenger RNA. RefSeq names its product SH3 domain containing kinase binding protein 1 (gene SH3KBP1). The record is from RefSeq and is a predicted model, not a curated record. Gene Ontology annotation, molecular function: protein binding. Lineage: Eukaryota; Metazoa; Chordata; Mammalia; Primates; Cebidae. Gene Ontology annotation, biological process: actin filament organization; cell migration.
UCCGGCAGGCGGAGCUGCUGGAGCCUCGCGGCGGCGCUGAGGAGGAGGGGAGAGCGGGCGGCGCGGCCGUGGCUGCCGGGCGCUGGGCUGGGCGGCGCUUUUUUUUUUUUUUUUUUCGCAAUUUCCACUCGCGGGGAGCAGGAAACCCGGCGUAGCCGGGCGCAUUGGGUCGCGAUGCAGCAGCAGCAGCAGGAGUCGCCCCGGGGCAGCAGCGGCAGAGGCAGCAGCGGGCGGCGCUGAGCCGCCGUCGCCGCCACUGAGGAAGAAGCCCGCCCAGCCGCCACCGCGUCCAGACCCCCGAGCUUGGUUCCCGGCGCCCUGAUCCCGGCGCCCCGACCCCCACGCCCGCCUCCGCCAACUUUCACGCUGCCUCGGCAGCCCGGCCCGGCUCGACGCCAAUGGUGGAGGCCAUAGUGGAGUUUGACUACCAGGCCCAGCACGACGAUGAGCUGACAAUCAGCGUGGGUGAAAUCAUCACCAACAUCAGGAAGGAGGAUGGAGGCUGGUGGGAGGGACAGAUCAACGGCAGGAGAGGUUUGUUCCCUGACAACUUUGUAAGAGAAAUAAAGAAAGAGAUGAAGAAAGACCCUCUCGCCAAUAAAGCUCCAGAAAAGCCCAUGCAUGAAGUGCCCAGUGGAAACUCUUUGCUGUCUUCUGAGACGAUUUUAAGAACCAAUAAGAGAGGCGAGCGACGGAGGCGCCGGUGUCAGGUAGCAUUCAGCUACCUGCCCCAGAAUGAUGAUGAACUUGAGCUGAAAGUUGGCGACAUCAUAGAGGUGGUAGGAGAGGUAGAGGAAGGAUGGUGGGAAGGUGUUCUCAAUGGGAAGACUGGAAUGUUUCCUUCCAACUUCAUCAAGGAAUUGUCAGGGGAGUCGGAUGAGCUUGGCAUUUCCCAGGAUGAGCAGCUGUCCAAGUCAAGAAAGACUACCUUUGAAGGGACAAUUCUGUACCGAGCUGCACCGGGAAAGACGGAGGGCCACAGACGCUAUUACAGUUUAAGGGAAACCACAGGCUCUGAGAGUGAUGGGGGUGACUCAAGCAGCACCAAGUCUGAAGGUGCCAACGGGACAGUGGCAACUGCAGCAAUCCAGCCCAAGAAAGUUAAAGGAGUGGGCUUUGGAGACAUUUUCAAAGACAAGCCAAUCAAACUAAGACCAAGAUCAAUUGAAGUAGAAAAUGACUUUCUGCCGGUGGAAAAGACUAUUGGGAAGAAGUUACCUGCAACUACAGCAACUCCAGACUCGUCAAAAACAGAAAUGGACAGCAGGACAAAGAGCAAGGAUUACUGCAAAGUAAUAUUUCCAUAUGAGGCACAGAAUGAUGAUGAACUGACAAUCAAAGAAGGAGAUAUAGUCACUCUCAUCAAUAAGGACUGCAUUGACGUAGGGUGGUGGGAAGGAGAGCUGAACGGCAGACGAGGCGUGUUCCCCGAUAACUUUGUGAAGUUACUUCCACCGGACUUUGAAAAGGAGGGGAAUAGACCAAAGAAGCCACCACCUCCAUCCGCUCCUGUCAUCAAACAAGGGGCAGGUACCACUGAAAGAAAACAUGAACUUAAAAAGAUACCUCCUGAAAGACCAGAAAUGCUUCCCAACAGAACAGAAGAAAAAGAAAGACCAGAGAGAGAGCCAAAACUGGAUUUACAGAAGCCCUCCGUUCCUGCCAUACCGCCAAAAAAGCCUCGGCCACCUAAGACCAAUUCUCUCAGCAGACCUGGUGCACUGCCCCCAAGAAGGCCAGAGCGACCGGUGGGUCCGCUGACACACACCAGGGGUGACGGUCCAAAGAUUGACUUGGCGGGCAGUUCGCUUUCUGGCAUCCUGGACAAAGAUCUCUCGGACCGCAGCAAUGACAUCGACCUAGAAGGUUUUGACUCCGUGGUGUCAUCUACUGAGAAACUCAGUCAUCCGACCACAAGUAGACCAAAAGCUACGGGGAGGCGGCCUCCAUCCCAGUCCCUCACUUCUUCAUCCCUUUCAAGCCCUGAUAUCUUCGACUCCCCAAGUCCCGAAGAGGAUAAGGAGGAACAUAUUUCACUUGCGCACAGAGGAGUGGACGCGUCAAAGAAAACUUCCAAGACUGUUACCAUAUCCCAAGUGUCUGACAACAAAGCAUCCCUGCCACCCAAGCCAGGGACCAUGGCAGCAGGUGGUGGUGGGCCAGCCCCUUUGUCCUCGGCGGCACCCUCCCCCCUGUCAUCCUCUUUGGGAACAGCUGGACACAGAGCCAACUCCCCGUCUCUGUUCAGCACGGAAGGAAAACCAAAGAUGGAGCCUGCGGCCAGCAGCCAGGCGGCUGUGGAGGAGCUAAGAACACAGGUCCGCGAGCUGAGGAGCAUCAUCGAGAACAUGAAGGACCAGCAGAAACGAGAGAUUAAACAGUUAUUGUCUGAGUUGGAUGAAGAGAAGAAAAUCCGGCUUCGGUUGCAGAUGGAAGUGAAUGACAUAAAGAAAGCUCUACAAUCAAAAUGAAUACUUGAUCAAUGAAAUGUCACAUUAUUCAUCCUGAGUCUGAGACUCAAAUUUUUCUGCCCCAGCCAAAUAAUCUUGUGCCAAAAGAUUAAAGGUUUGCCUCAACAUGUCCCUGUUUGAAAGAUUAGCACAAAAGUCUUGAUAGCACAACACAAAUUCCAUCCCAAGAGGAGAAUCUUCCCCAGGGUUUAGUCCCGGGGCUGGCACUUGUUGUGACUUACCCAGAGCCAAAUUGUGCUAAAGGCUUUUCUACUCUGAGAUCUCAAUGCGAAAUGAAAACUCAGGCAGUUUAGUCCAUAGUGGUACUAUUUUGAUGAUAUUUCCAUUAAUAAAAAUGUAAUUUCAGAUUCUUCGUUUACAAGCUUUAUAAUUUUAUGAUUUUUUAAUCGUGUUUUGUCACAGACUCCCCUAGUGUUUGUACUACAUGUAGUCAGAAGCAAGCGUCCUUUUCUUUUGCUUCAGGCUGAGAGCUGCCUUGCUCUUUGUCUCCCUAUUAGGAUUCUAUUACAUAUUCAAUUUUAGGUUCAAGCUGUCCCUUCCCCUGCCAGCAAGCCUCACCACCCUAAGAGAAAUUUUAGCUUAUAUGUGAUGGUAUAUUUACAAAAAGAGAAGAGAAAAUCUGGUAUUUGCAAUGAUCUGUGCCUUCUUUUUACCACCCUCUUGAUUGGAGCUUUUGUGAUGCAGCUACCAUGAUUCAAAAAAAUU